Molecule: messenger RNA, 2021 nt
Organism: Astyanax mexicanus (Mexican tetra)
Lineage: Eukaryota; Metazoa; Chordata; Actinopteri; Characiformes; Acestrorhamphidae
Gene: slc3a2b
Product: solute carrier family 3 member 2b
Exons: 9
Coding region: 166-1689 (507 amino acids)
Biological process (GO): amino acid transport; carbohydrate metabolic process
Source: RefSeq, a predicted model, not a curated record
AGGUCUGUAUAAAGACUCAGCAUCACCCUGAGGAACAGAUACAGAGACACGAGACACAAUACUAGAACAAAUCCUAGAAAACAGGACUUGAUUUUUAACGCUCUUCGUUUUCUGUUUAAGGUGGAAGUGAAAGAAGUGGAACCGUAGCUUGCAGAAUCAGCCAAGAUGACCCAAGACGCUGAAGUGGACAUGAAGGAUGUGGAGCUUAACGAGGUGGAUCCAGAGAAGCAGCCCAUGACAGGAGGAGAAACUGGAAAUGGCGACGCCAGCUCCCCUGUCACGGAGAAAAAUGGCAGUGUGAAGGUGAAAAUUCCUGAAGAGAAAGAAGCCAAGUUUACUGGCCUGUCCAAAGAAGAGCUUCUGAGAGUUGCUGGAACUCCAGGGUGGAUUAAGGUCAGAUGGGCACUCCUCAUUUCGUUCUGGCUCGGCUGGAUUGGGAUGCUGGCCGGUGCCAUCGUCAUCAUUGUUCAGGCGCCCCGAUGCAAACCCCUGCCUGAGAUGAACUGGUGGGAUGAGGGUCCCCUGUACCAGAUUGGAGAUAUUAUGUCAUUCACUGGUGAAUCUAACAUUGCAAGUUUGGCGAAGAAACUUGAUUAUGCUAACAAACUGAAGGUGAAGGGUCUGGUUAUAGGCCCUAUCCACGCCUCAAGUCCAGAUAAGCCUGAAGACCUGAAUUUGGAGGAGAUCAGCUCUACUGCUGGAAACAUGGAGCAGCUGUCUAAGCUUCUCGAUGAUGCGCACAAGAAAAGUAUGUCUGUGGUCUUGGACCUGACCCCUAACUAUAGCGGAUCAAACCUUUGGUUCAAUAGUAAUUCUACUCAUGUCGCAGAUAAAGUCACGUCUGCCACUAAUUAUUGGCUGAGUAAAGGCGUGGAUGGAAUUCUCCUUCAUGGCGUUGAUCGUAUUGACACUUUGGACUCCUUUUGGACUGGCAUGAGAGAAACUGUCAAAAAUCACACGCAGGAAGAGAAGAAAAAGGUUCUAAUAGGAGUUACCGAGUCAACAUCUGUUGAUGAUGUAAAGCGACUCAUGAACAAGACUGGUGUGAAUUUGCUCCUUUCACGGGUCCUAAAACCUGAGCCUGGACUGGAGACUGUGCAGGCUGUGGAGCAAUUAUACUCUGUGCAAGGAAACAAUCUGAUCUGGAACAUUGGUGAUCGUGUCAGGGGUCACUUGGCUUCCAUAGUCAAGGCGGCACAUGUGAAGCUGAGCCAGCUGAUGCUGCUCACCCUGCCUGGUACAGCUGUUUUUAACUAUGGAGAUGAAAUCGGACUGGAAGAUGAUGAGACUGUGUACCCGCAGAUGGUGUGGUUUAAUACCUUGAAUGACACUGAAAAGGAAGAGAAAGAACAGCGAAGUGCUCUCCAUUCCUUCUUCAAGUCCGUGAGUGAGUUUAAGGGGAAGGAACGGUCACUCCUGCAUGGAGAAUAUGUGCCUCUAAGCAACUCCAGUAGUUCUAUGGCCUACAUGCGCAGGUGGGAUCAGAGUGAGCGCUACAUAGUUGCUUUGAACUGGCACCCUAGUGAGCCGGUCACUCUACAGCUGUCUCACAGUGAGCUUCCUGACAAAGCCACUGUAGUCAUCAGCACUGAUGCAGAAAAGCUGGCCCCUGACACCACUGUUGACCUGGCACAGCUGAAAGUGGAGCCACAAAUGGCUGUUAUGCUUAAAUUCCCUUACAUAGCAUAAAGGAUGCUGUGGCUUUAAAUUUGUUUGAGGUCAAUUUUAUUAUUAUUUUUAAACAUGGUAGAAAAAUUUUGCUUGUUGGGCAUUCUGUUACUUGUACUUUCCCUUGAUAUUUGUGGUCCAAAUGCACUGAAACAUAAACUUGAUGAUUAUAUUUAAACACAAUGAGUACAAUUGUAUGCAAAUAUGUAAGAAAAUGUGCACAGCCAGCCAAAAAAAAGUUUUAAAGCAAAAGUCAUUGGCAGUGUUUUUUUUUAUUGCAUGAAAACAGUCCCUCAAAACAAACCAUGAACAAGAGAAACAUGGGGGGGAAAUAAAGGAGAGAGCAUUCAUAA